AUGGAAGACCAGCCGGAGCAGGAGCGCCUAAACAUUGUAUUUCCAGCUGAAGGACCUGUUGGAUCUGCAGACGUGGCAGCAGUAGCCGCGCCAGCAUCAACACUGCCAAAACCAGCAAGAGAAACAACAGAUUUAGCAAAGGCAGCAACAGCAGAUCCUCUUCCUCCAUAUUCCGUGCUGAUAGCGACCGACGCAAUUGGCCUUGGGGUGAACCUGUCGAUUCGUCGCAUCAUAUUCACAACCACUUUUAAGUACGAUGGAACGUCGCUAAGGCGACUGGAGGCCUCCGAGGUGCGUCAGCUAGCCUACAGGGCAGGGCGGUUUGGGGGCCCCUGGGGCACGCAGGGAGGCCUCGUGAGCGCUCUGCAGCAAGACCAGCUGGAUACACUUCGAAGUCUACUCGAAGGUCCGACUGUUUCCGUACCUCCUCUAAACUCGGCGGCUCUGCUGCCUGAGACUUGGGCAUUCGAAUUGUUUGCCCAUUUUGCAGCAGAUAACACCCCAGUGUGUACGGCUGCCCUCAUACAGAAGUUCGUGUCAAUGCUGCACACAAGAGUUCCAUACUUCAUACCAGCAGGGGCCCUUCACAGGGCAGUUGCAGUGGCGGCGUUGCUACGGGAUGUUCCGUUGCCGCCCCCGGAGUUAUAUAUCUUCUGUAUGGCGCCUGUCUCGGCCUCGCGCCCCACCACGUCACAUCGGAAGGAGCAGCAGCAGGGAAUAGGAUGCUCCAGUGAGGGGGAAUCAGAAGCUGAGGCAGCCUUUCCGUUGCAGGAGGGAAGUGGCGCGGUCACAGGCGAUGACACUGAAGGUGCAGCAACAGGAGGCGAGCCAUCAGAUGCAGUAGCGACCGCAAGUGCUGCUGCUGCUAGCAUCAGUCUCCCCAUACAGGCAGCCUUGCGUUCCUUUGCCGUUUCCCUGGCUGCAACUCGCGUGGUACCGUUGCCUUCUCCAUUUCGUAUCGUUCAGAAGGUAGACAACGACCAGCAGCAGCGACGGCUAGAGCAGCGCUUGGGGUCGUGGUCUGUAGAUGAAUGCCCCUGGGGGUCACAUGGUGCGGCAGGCGUUGGAUAUUUCCACCGAGACGCUAUUGGGGCCCCGUGUGAUGCGGAUGAGACAGAGGCGACCCCAGCUGAGACAAUAGAGGCCCUGCGAGCAUGGGAAACAAUCUACCAGGUUUUAGAUUUGUAUUUGUGGUUGGCGGAGAAGCUCCCCAAAGCGUUCGUCGAUGUACCACUGGCGUUGACUGGGAGAUCCGCUGCAGCUGAUGUCAUCAUGAAUGCACUACAGAGGAAGAGACCUCUCCAUGGUGUAGGGGCCCUUGAUGAGUUUGGGCCUUUCUACGGCUCCCCGAAGGAUUUGAAUGCCGUCGGUGGCUGUCGGGCCCAAAGGCGCCGUGAGACGCAGGAACAUAUUAGCAGCACGCUCCGCACAACUAUAGAAUCCGUUCUCUGA
This is a messenger RNA of Eimeria mitis, 1452 nucleotides long. Its product is annotated as helicase, putative. Gene Ontology annotation, cellular component: mitochondrial degradosome. Bases 1 to 1452 code for a protein of 483 amino acids. NCBI's taxonomy places the organism in Eukaryota, Apicomplexa, Conoidasida, Eucoccidiorida, Eimeriidae. Gene Ontology annotation, molecular function: RNA helicase activity; hydrolase activity, acting on acid anhydrides. The transcript has 4 exons. The record is from RefSeq and is a predicted model, not a curated record. Gene Ontology annotation, biological process: RNA catabolic process; mitochondrial RNA 3'-end processing.